This is a messenger RNA of Rhipicephalus microplus (southern cattle tick), 3440 nucleotides long. RefSeq lists its product as uncharacterized. Gene Ontology annotation, cellular component: cytoplasmic side of plasma membrane; plasma membrane signaling receptor complex. Gene Ontology annotation, molecular function: tumor necrosis factor receptor binding. The record is from RefSeq and is a predicted model, not a curated record. Lineage: Eukaryota; Metazoa; Arthropoda; Arachnida; Ixodida; Ixodidae. Gene Ontology annotation, biological process: regulation of canonical NF-kappaB signal transduction.
UCAAAUCGCGGCUCUUUCGAUCACUGCUAGUACAUAGUACACUCUGUUAGAACUUUAUUAUAUAGCAAUACUAUAGUGCCUAGAAUAAAGCACUAUAGCGACACCGUACCAGCUGUUCUGCUUUGCAUAUCGCAAGACUAAGUGCUGCCAUGGCUUCGGCUAGUUACAUUCACACAGUAUUCGGCUUCGGUACCGGUCUCGAUUGGCGGCCCACGGCAUUCGUGGACCCUUUUCCGCCGUACAGAGUGUGCAGCGUUUGUGGACUGGUGCCCCAAGCGAUUACCACGUUGCCCUGCGGCCACCACUUCUGUCGGCCAUGCUUCGACAGCGCCAUCAGCAUUAGGAGGAAGCGUUGCCCCAUCGACAACGAGUCCUUCGAGAGCAGCGACGACGUCCAGUGGUCUACGCUCAGCAGAAAUAGUGUCCUGGAACUCACGGUGCGUUGCUGGAAUGCCCGCCGCGGUUGCGUAGUUGAAGACACCGCCUCCGCCAUGCUGGAUCACUUCGCCAGCGCCUGUCGGUUCCACAGCGUGAAGUGUAACACUUGUGGCGCCAGCGUACUGCAUCGUGGCGUUUGGAACCACGUCGCGUCGGGUUGCCACAUGGCUACCGUUGACAUCGACCGGUCUGUGAACGAAAACUCGGCCAACGCGCUCAUGGAAGUCAGAGACCUGCUGAGCAACCUGUCACGGGACAAUGCCUCGUUACAGAGAAGACUCAACUCGUUCGAAGAACGCCUGUCGGCUAAAUUGGAUCGCACCGCGACGUCAGUCGCUGAACUUACAGAAGAUACUGUUCGCACUCAACUCGCUGGUCACCUGAGCAGCGUGACUUCAGCGAUCGAGCGUCAGCAGAGUCUUAACAAUGUAGCGACGAAGCAACUCCUAGCCUCCGAGUACCGUAACAACCUGUUCUCGUUGAAUGCCACAAUCAAGGAGGCCAUUGCCGAGGGAAGUCGUCGAGUUACUGACACCUUCCCCAGUGAAAUCGCUGCCGUAUUGACAGAAGAGGUUUGUGAGUUAGCGAGGGUCCUCUCUAAGCAAUCAACACUUAAGGGAGAUGAUGCAUCUGAGGUCCUCAAGUUAUUGGCAGCUGCUGCCUUUGGCGACACAAACAAAGCUCUCGUGGAAAAGCCACAGACACGUCCUUGGCAAAUAGACGACUGGGGUUGUUUCACUUACUCAAUGAAUGGUAGAGGUCGCCACAGGCGGGAGGAUCGUUUCGGCAUUCCGUAUUACUUGGACGGACGUCUCGUGGUCCCACGCUUGUGCUUUUACCCGCGUACUGAUACAAUUCAAUACAGCCCUUACAUAAUUGAAGGUCUGUACGACAAGUUUCUUCUAGAACCUAAGAAGCCUUCGUGCGUUCGCUUCAUUCAUCCCUCGGGUAACUCGCCGGACAUGAAAUUCACUGGUGAAUUCACCUGGGUCAAGCCGGAGCAUCUGGGUCUGGACAUUGUGCACAUGGGCAGCCGAGUUCUGUAUUUGGGGCGUGAGUCUAUUCCCAUAGAUGUUGCCGCACUGGAAACUGGCGGCUUCAUCGUGAAUGACACAGCUUACCUUCAUAUAUACCACCAAUGAUAAGCACCACUUCACGGGAAAUUUUUCACCAAGUUUCUCGACGGUAGUACAGGAAAGGUGGCCAGGUUAGGCUGGGCCAUGAACUUCAAGAACAAAUUGGCUGUUUUUACUCAGAUUUUCAGCAAUACUUUCUUACUCAUAACUCUUAUUGCUAAGCUCUUUAAAGAAGUUCUUACACAGAACUUUGAAGGCAAGACAACUUGUGAGAUAUAGGGGGACAUGCAUACAUCAGCUACAAAAUCUGAACAGCAAAUAUAGCUUAGAGUAUACCUAAUUCAACUUAUCCACCACUGAGUGCAAAAAUUAGCAGCCCACAACAACAGCGUGGUUUCAAUGUAAGCAACAGCAACCUAUGUCAGGCGUUUUUUGUUGCCAGGCGUACUCCUCAUGUGUGCUCUCUGCCACAGUAGUUGACGCUGCACUGACAUGCACAUGUUGCAUCACCUUUGUGUGCUCACAUGGUCGACUGCGUUUAAGAAAAAAAAAACUGUCCUUGUCUUCCCAUGUGAGCUCCCUGAGACCAAGUUCGUGACUAGACGUGGUGAAAAUGGCUCUAAAUAAUAAAAGGUUAUUAAAUUAAGUAACUGGAUUAAGCUACUACUUGGAUCAGAGAAAACAAGAUGUUACGUCUUUGUUUCAUAGCUGCUUUUGCCGAUGUUAAAACCAAUAAUCAUUAUUUUUAGUGCUGGAGUGUUUCUAUGGUAUAUACCCUAAUUUUCUCCACAUAUUUUUGCUACCUGUAAAGUGCGACUUGACGGAACUAAAUGGGAAACAUGAGGCAUGCUCAUAUACAACUAGCAUUCAAAGUUGUGAGGCCCUCAGCCUAACCUGUCCAUCUCAUUAAUGUGUUCCGCUGAUCUAAAUGGUGCUGACCUCGUGCCUUAAUUACUAUCUAGCAAACACGCAUUACUGACUGUACAAAAGCACGCACAACAAAUCGUAAAAACACUGGCGUUUUUCCACUGUUGCUCUGUAUGGUCUGUAGUAGUGUUCUCUAAAUUGGAAUUUACUUUCUAUCUCAGCUUUGAUUGUGCACGAAAAGACUGUCGUCUGUGUGUUUACUGGUUAGCUUUGCCUCUAGUGUCAUCAAGGGGUCUAAGUACGAAGGUGAAUGCCUCUUUUAAAACAAUUGGUGGCUUGUAAAGGUGUUACAGGAAUUUCGCGAGUGACUGUCCGCCAUACUUCGCCCUUCAGCUGUGACACGUCGCUGGACAACUUGGAAUCAUCACUCGUUCCAGUUGAGGUUUGAAAAGUUGAUGCAUUAUUUCAUAAAUUCUCGACAACUGUUUCAACACAUUUUACAAACAUUUAUAGCUAUGUUCAGUGGAGCAAGAAACUCUGGCCAUGAGUGAUGUAGCCCGCUUCUGCCUUGCCCUUGCGGUGGUGCUGUGUGUGUCGUUAUUGAACAUAUCUCAUGACCAGUGAAUUAUUGAGCUUCUUGUGAACUAUGAAAGUGCCCAUGUGAACUAGAACAAUGUGAGCAUGCGGGUUUUCUUUCGGGACUGUGUUUGUGUGCGCAAGCUUAAAACAAACGGGUGUCGGCUCAAGCCUUGAAGUGCCAGUGUGUUUCCAAGUGAUUUCACUAUGCCGUACCUCUUUUUUUCUGCACGAACGGGGCUCUUUUCUUGAAUAGUACAAAGCAACUCAAUAUGAUGUGUAAGCUUUUACAAACUAGAUCGAGCCAAUAUUUGCAGUCCAGUCAUAGAUCUGCACCAGCUUAUUGCAAUACUUUUGUGUAGUCACUGUUGUUGUUAAGUACAUAUGAGCAUGAAAGUCAAUGCCAAAGUAUGUUGUGCCUUUGCUGCUCUAUAUACCUAGUGUUUUGUUUGUAAAAAACCAAUAAAAGUGUCAGAAAGACAA